CUGCCGAAGUCUCAGGUGUGGGAGCUUUUAAAAGAGGGUUUGGAGGCUCUGCGUUUGGGAUUGUUUUGUGGUGCUUGAGGUGAGGAAGGUACAGGGCCAACUGAAGCCUGAACCUGAGUGACAACCCUGAUUUCUCAUGGCACAUCUCAAGAACAAGGCUUUGUUACCAGGUUUACCUGGCCAAGUGUUCGUGGAGGUCAUGGUGAACACAGCAAGAGGAAGGUUUCUCAUAUUCAGCUUCAAGGCUUACGUCUGUACAAUUGACAAGCUGCUGGGGCUGUCCAUUGCUACACUGAGCACAGUCACCCGCUAUGGGCUUCACUUCUCCAUCAUCAGCAACAUCGCCCCCGAGAGCAGCUGCUACCGGGACAUCCACCACGCAGCUUUCUACGUCGGCGUCUUCCUCAGCAUGACCCUGAUCCUCGCAGCCCUGCUGAGCGCGGUCGCCACGGUGCGAGAGUCGCGGUGCCUCACGGCAACGGCAUUUUUCUGCUUUGCUCUGGCCUUCUGUGGGAUGAUACCAGCUCUCUGCUGGAGAUACAUGCACAGCACAGAGGUGGAGGACAGUAUGCUGGAUGUGUACGACCUCGUGUAUGAGGAGGUGAGGAGGAAUGGCUCUAGCUCCAAGAGGCACGAGCUGACUCUCAUCCAUGAAAUAUUCCUGUGCUGUGGGAAGCACUCCCCUCUUGGAGACACAGCUGCUGUCGAGCACAACAUGUGCCAUCCUGGCACAGAGCGGACUGCUGGACAGGAUUGCCUACAAGAGAUGCAUGGCUUUCUGAAGAAGCACAUGGGCUUUGUCUCCACACUCCUGGGCAUCACCAUUGGCUUCACGGUAGCUGUACCUGUUCCUGUGUGCUCCUGGCCCCACAGGGGACUUCUAGAUAAUGCAGGAAAGCCUUUGAAGUGUGCACUAAAGGAAAUCCCACCAUGAGAGUGGCCAUUGUGACAGCAGGAUGUGGAGCAAAGCGAGCCAGCUGGGACCACGGCUCUGAUGUCCCCAUCCCUGUGGCAGACGUGUCCCCACCGAUUUGCACAAUGAGGCCAACACAGAGCAUGUUGUUGCAGCCCUUCUUACACCUCCUGCAACAUCCUCACUUUGAUAAGCUGCCUGUGCAAAUCCUGAGACGUGAUCAGAUGCAGCACCGUGUACUCGUCGGAAAAGCGCGGUACAAAGGAAGUGUGCUGUCUUCUGCGCUUGCGCUGUGCGUGUGUUGGGGGCUUAUUUUUGUUGUUUUUUUUAGGUUAUUCCAAACAAUGCAUGAGGAUUUUUUUUCCUCUCUCUGUUAUGUACACAAAGGGCUAUUAUGAGUUUGUUUGCAUGGAGGGUCGUUUUGAGGAAGGAGUUUGAAGUCUGAGUUUCCUGGCUUCUUCUCGCUUUUUAGAUAUUUUUAGGAUCGAGCUUGAGCCGUGCUGUGCUAAUUCCAAUCAGAUGCUUUCACCACAUGAGUUUUUCUUUUUUUCUUCUAUCCCAUGUUGGAAUUGAUAUUUACUCUUUUAGUGGAAAAGAGCUCCCUCAAGAACAGUCUGACGCUUUCAUAUGUAACAAAUUCAGAAGUGCCAAUGGAACCAGCAGGCAACACUUAGGAUCACUUAUUCGCACAGCUGGAGCAUCCUCCUCCAUUCAGCAUUUAAUUGUUUGCCCAUCUUGUC
Molecule: messenger RNA, 1653 nt
Organism: Lagopus muta (rock ptarmigan)
Lineage: Eukaryota; Metazoa; Chordata; Aves; Galliformes; Phasianidae
Gene: TSPAN32
Product: tetraspanin 32
Exons: 9
Coding region: 137-934 (265 amino acids)
Cellular component (GO): membrane
Source: RefSeq, a predicted model, not a curated record